Messenger RNA from Bemisia tabaci, 808 nucleotides. It is a transcript of the gene ND-B15, whose product is annotated as NADH dehydrogenase (ubiquinone) B15 subunit. NCBI's taxonomy places the organism in Eukaryota, Metazoa, Arthropoda, Insecta, Hemiptera, Aleyrodidae. Gene Ontology annotation, cellular component: mitochondrion; respiratory chain complex I. The record is from RefSeq and is a predicted model, not a curated record.
UGUGUAAAUCUACCUUGCAUUGUUUGAUUAGAAUUCGAGCACUACAGCAUUGUUCUAUAAUUUAGUUUUGAAGAAUAGAAACUUAUCCUCUCCUUGAAUAAUGUCACCGCAACCUUUUGAACAUCUGAAGGAGCCCAUCAAAUACCUGACUGAUCCCAAAUUGGUCGCACUUAAAAAUAAACGAAGAGAAGAACUACGAGAGGAAUUUUUCAGGAAGAAAUUGAGUCCAUAUUCUGUUCAUCAGGAAGGGUCAAUCUUUGACCCUGCAAUUCAAAGAUACUUAUCAACACUUGCGCAUAUGGAAGAUUACUAUAAAGCAACACCGAAGACCGUGACUUAUGGCCUAGGCGUCCUAUUCGUCCCUAUGGGCAUUAUAGCUUACUUCUUUAAAAGAGAUAAGGAUCGUCAGGAACUUGAACUAAGAACUGGUCAAAUAGCUUAUAGAGACAGGCAUGACAAAUUUGCUUAACUUUCCUGACUGCAAAGGAGAUACAUUAAGUGUAAUUUAAAUUUUGGUAAGUUUUUGUGCAGAAACAAACUUGUAUCUGUUUGCGACAACGCAGUUGUGAAAUGUACUGGUUAAAUUAGUGCUAAGUCUUACUUGUUAUCUCUUAUUGCCUAAAGUUUCAUGAAAGUAAGCGAGAGGGUUGAAGUUACUCUUAAAUCUUCAUUUUUGCUGAAGUACUUCAGCUAAUGUUUCUUGGCCGAAAAACUACCCUAUGAACUUAAGAGCGGAUCCUCCAUCUGCUAUUUUGAGGAAUUUCAAGAUUAUGAUGUAAAUGGUAGGUAAUUAUAUUGUUAAAUUUAA